Tigriopus californicus is the source of this 1579-nucleotide messenger RNA. RefSeq lists its product as uncharacterized. The record is from RefSeq and is a predicted model, not a curated record. NCBI's taxonomy places the organism in Eukaryota, Metazoa, Arthropoda, Copepoda, Harpacticoida, Harpacticidae. The transcript has 4 exons. The coding region runs from base 399 to 1478 and encodes 359 amino acids.
ACGUAAACCAAAAUAAAGCGGCUAAACCAAGAACGCUUUUUCAUCCCAAUCCGUAUCGACCAGAAUAGACCGAGAGAUGAAGAGAAAAUGAAGAAAACUAGUUUCAAGAUCAUUCACCCUCUGUUUUACCGAAUCUCUUGGCCCACCACAUGAGUUUUGAACCUGUGGUUGGCGUCGGAAAAAACGCGGACGAUCCCGUGCUCUUCUAUGAGCAGGAACACCGAUGAACAAGCCAGGGAGAACUCUCCUUCAUCUACCUUUCCCCAUGAAUUAUACAGUGCUCGCUAGUUCUCCGACCUGUGGCCCGACCCGAAGGCGAGCUCGAUCAUUUAUAUGAUCCUAAAGUAUGCCUACAGCCAAAAGUCUAAUUUCAGUCUUGAACUGCAUCCCCAAGCAACAUGUGGCAUCGUGUGAAUGUCUUCUUCUCGCUUUGGGUGAUCUCCGCUCAAGCUCAAUUGGGGGAGAUCUCGGUGGCACCUCUGGGUCAUCGGAAUAUUCCAACGGGGGCCAAGACGUACAAAACCGAAAAAGCUCCAACCACUCCACAAGUCAACCCAUAUCUUGUCAACUUUAGCCAGAUAUCAAACUUGUUGCAAGGUGUAGCCCCGAUAUUGAUCCCCGAUCUUCAAAAAUCCGGUGGUCAGCCCUUGAGCAAUGUUGCUGGAGGGACCAAGUCCUCCCCAUCAUCUGGCCAGACAAAGGAUCCGAUUCUCAAAAGUUCCGACGAGCACUUGGUGACCGUAGAUUUAUGCUAUUACUUUGGAUAUGACUUCCAAGACAGUCAUGUCCGUUGUGAUACACGGUGGAAUCCCAACUCACCAGGACCCAUCCGAGAUCUGUACACUGCCCAAAUCGAUUAUCUCAACGAGCUCACCCUCGUUGCCAAUCAAUACCUGAAUCGAGUGGACCAGGAUUGGAGUGUGAAAAACGACAAUUUCCUGUUGACCUGGAGAGGUGCUUGGAAUCGAUCUGAUUAUUUCUUGAAUUAUCCGGAGAACUCGCAACAAGAGCGCCAAAGCAUUGGUGGCGAUAUCUAUGUCAAUCGUAAUUACGGUUGCGAUGUAAACAUCUUCAUGCACUUCAACACCUACGAGGAUUGCUUCUCCUCCACUUCUACUGGGCAGGAACACUCAGGGAUUGCCAGUGGAGCCGCUUGUGAAAGCCAAUUUGGUAAUGGAUACGCCAAAGUGGUCGAUCAAGGCUACUUGGACGGAUAUUGGGUGGGUCCCCAAAUCUUGGCCCAUCACAUUCUUUUGCUACUGACCACUGAUUUGUAUGUGAACGGCUACCAAGAUACUUAUUUGACCCCGGAACAACUUAAUCAACUGCCCCCAUUGGGACAAUAUCCUCAAAAUUGUCCCAAUCCGUCGUCUCUACUUCAUUCAGAGAUCUAUUCAGGACAACAAUGGCGAGGCGAUUGCAUUGGUGAACGUCUCCAGACUUCCAGGAUUCCCAUUCGACCCUGUUUGCAUGACUAAAUGAGGCCAGUCGAAAAAGAACUGUGCGAAAUUUAACUAAAUUAAGGCAUUUUCUGUAUUGUGUCCUUAUGAUCAAAAGAAUAAAUUUAGAACCGAGAACU